GUGUCUCUGCUGCUCACUCUGUUCGAGUCCACAGGGGUCCUCGAGCAGAACCUCGCGGCUCUGCGAGGCUACGGGCACGAGCAGCGGCAGAGCAUGACCACGAGGUCCCGGUCCCGAGCAGAUCUUCCCCUGAACCAGACCAGGUUGCCAAAGCGGAUGGCACCCGGGAAGGUUGGAAAGACUGGCAUGGCUGCUUUGAUGCGGAUCCGACAGCAGCAAAAGGACAGCAUCGAGGCUGCGGGUGACGUUGCCGCCUCAGGAGUGGAUCCAACGGAGCUGGAAAGCUGCCUCGACAAGGUCAACCAGUCAGCAGCAGAGCGGACAACCGAAAAACAAAAGAAGUUGAGCAGCAGCCUUGCAGAUCGUGUGACUGCGAAAAUCCGUCUCCUCACGAAUCUGGAUGAGGUUUCGAGGCAGAAGCUCCGGGAACAAGUCAAGAGUGAGAACGAAAGGUUGACAAAGCUGAGAAGCAUCCAAGUCAGAGACCUUAGUGCAGCAGAGUGCAUGACGGACUGCAGCAAAGGCCUGGUGAUUGCGGUGCCCACGGUGAAAAGCAUUGAGGGCAUCGACCGGAUGGCAAAAGAAGCUGGCCGGAUUCUCAAAGACCUCGGCGGUCCCAGAGUCGUACCUCUGACCGCUAAGAACUUGGUCAAGCAAUGCCUGGAGGCCAGCUUUACAGUCUGGUACGGCCUCACUGAUGCUGCAGAGGAUGUUUUGCUUUUCUACAAAUCCGAGACCUCCCCGGAGCUCAGCACGGCAAUGAGCCGCCUGCUAGGAGGCCACGUAGCAGGCCCCUCGUGGCUCCGUGCGUGCCAGCAGGCAGGCAAAAUCGUCCGCCCUGUGACGAUGCUCGGAAGGGCACUGCGACUUCCGAGGCAGCUGGCAUUCGACGAAUCUGUGAAGCAACGGGAAGGGUUGUUAAAGGUCAUAAGUGCCGCUGAAAGCCACCCAGCCGGGGCCAGGGAGUGGGUGGUCAGAACUGCUCGGUCUGAGCUGAGACUUGUCCUUGUUUGGCAUAAAUAUGUUCCAGUGUCCUCGGGUGUGAGAUCAUCCUCGUAA
Molecule: messenger RNA, 1059 nt
Organism: Symbiodinium necroappetens
Lineage: Eukaryota; Dinophyceae; Suessiales; Symbiodiniaceae
Source: the annotation of a GenBank genome assembly